Histoplasma capsulatum G186AR is the source of this 1776-nucleotide messenger RNA. RefSeq lists its product as uncharacterized. The coding region runs from base 1 to 1776 and encodes 591 amino acids. Lineage: Eukaryota; Fungi; Ascomycota; Eurotiomycetes; Onygenales; Ajellomycetaceae. The transcript has 5 exons. The record is from RefSeq and is a predicted model, not a curated record.
AUGCCGAACCUACGAUCCCCGGGCGGCGGACAGCAGCUCUCCCUGCUCGGCUCUUCCGCAAACGAGAACAUCACUGACAUUCAGCAAGCACCCCAGCAAGUUACGACCCCAUACCAUAAAAGGGAUGAAUGGCCGCCUGAACGUCUGGCCAAACUCUACAUGAUUCGUGUGCAGAACUCGAAGCUAAACUGGGAUGAAUUUCAGGAUAAAUUCUACCCCAAUUAUCAUACGCAAGUGAGAUUUAAGUUCUAUGAAGCGAGAAAGCUUGCGGCUCAAAAUGCACUGCCAAAUAUCUCCCCGGGGCAUCUUCCAAGCAACAUGCAGCCUCGGAGCCGCAAGGUGGGACGUCCGCUUGACAAGUUCUAUGGAGAAACCGAACCAGAGGAUUCCGGCACCGAAAGUGAGGGCGGUGACAUUAUGUAUCAUCCCGACAAUACCUCAGCGGGCAAUCAUGUCGCUAAGUCAAAAACCGCCUCAACCACAUCGACCCGCAGAAGCCUGAGACCCACCACCUCUUCUUCAAUGACCGGCCCAGGUGCACGCGCAACCAAGCGCCUGCGCACCAGCACGUCAUCCCACCCUCCAACGCCAUCUACAUAUGCAGAAAUCCCACACCUACCGCGCGGCCGCAAACCCGGGUCAUCGUCUGCAGCAAUUACUCGAUCCGCUUCUCUUGCUGGCUCCACCACCACCCCCGUCCUCUCCAGCUUCUCAACGCGUAUGCACCCGAAUGCAACCGCCCCAGUCCCAGCACCAGCAACAGCAACAGGACCGGCACCGGCACCAGCACUAGUACCAACAUUCACCGCCGCCGGAAACCCUGCCAGCGAAUUCGGCUCCAAAAUCCGUUUCGAUCGCCUCAACCUGUCCGACUGGACGUACAUCUACCAGCUCGCCAAAGCAUGUCCUGCCGAGCGCGAGCGCGCCGAUGCUCUCAGCUUGCGUGACCGCGACCACCUGCGGGUCAUCGCUGAGAUGCGGAGUCGCAUGGCGGAGAUGGAGGCGGAGAUGGAGGAAAUGAAGAGGAGAGUAGUGAUGCAGGAGGCUGCUUCUGCUGCUGCCGCUGCUGCCGCUGCUGCCGCCGCCGCCGUUCCUAUGACAGCUAGGACGGGGAAAGCGGAAGGCGACAGCGAGAUGCACGAGGGUCAGGGCCAGGGUCAGGGCCAACCCUCGCCGCCGCCACCACCACCCCCACCCCUACCACCACCAUCACUACUACCCCAAUCACCACCGUCACCACCGUCGUCGUCAUCAUCAGCCUUAUCGUCGUCGUUACUCCUACUCCAGAACCUAGCGGAUCCCACCUCAUCUUCAUUUCGUGCCACAAACACGCCAACAUCCACGUCCACAGUAACAGCCGCCGUCGUAGUAAAGACGGCCGCGCAAGUCUCCUCAACGCUGAAAGAGCGCACGACAGAGCUCACGGCGCUGUUCAACGUGCUGUGGAAAUCGAGUUUGAAAUUCAUCCCGCCGUUCCAGCUCGAGGAGAUGGGGAUGCAGCGCGGGUGCGAGGCGGUUUUGGGCAAGAUUGCAGAGAUCCACGGCGUUGCGGAGGAGUUGGGAAAGGUGGGGCGGGUGAUUCAGGUCGAGAGCGGGAGGGGCAUCGUUAGUGAGACUGGGAGUGGGACUGGGAGUGGGACUGGGAGUGAGGAAAAAAGAGGAGAUGAAGGUGUCAUUAACAGUAGUGUUGGUGGUGGUGGUUGUGAGGGAAGUGAUGGUAGUGUUGAUGGUGAUGACACGAGGCCUCCUUCGGAGCUCAAGGGUGAGAUGGAUUAG